Molecule: messenger RNA, 1202 nt
Organism: Gracilinanus agilis (Agile Gracile Mouse Opossum)
Lineage: Eukaryota; Metazoa; Chordata; Mammalia; Didelphimorphia; Didelphidae
Gene: RABEPK
Product: Rab9 effector protein with kelch motifs
Exons: 8
Coding region: 23-1132 (369 amino acids)
Molecular function (GO): protein binding
Source: RefSeq, a predicted model, not a curated record
CGCCCGAGCACCGCAGGAUAUCAUGAAGCUACUUCAAGUCUUGGAGCCUGGAGACUGCCCCCAGAAGGCAACAUGGUACUCCUUGGCUCCUUCUGGACAUGGUCCCUGUGCUCGAGUUGGCCACAACUGCCUGUACCUUCCCCCUGGUCAAGAUACAAAUCAAGGAAAAGUGUUCAUUGUUGGGGGAGCAAAUCCUAAUGGCAGCUUUUCUGAUGUGCACUGCAUUGAUCUGGCUGCCCAUCAGUGGAAUGAAGUGGACUGCGAGGGUCUACUGGCUCGCUAUGAGCAUGCUAGCUUCCUUCCCCUCAGCACCCCUGGCAGAGUCUGGGUAUUUGGAGGAGCGGACCAAUCUGGAAAUCGAAAUUGCUUACAAAUGUUGGAUCUCGAAACGAGGAUAUGGAGCACUCCUAAUGUGAACGGCACACCACCAUCCCCAAGAACAUUUCACACAGCAUCCACGGUCAUUGGAAACCAACUAUAUGUUUUUGGUGGUGGGGAGAAAGGUGCCAAGCCUGUUCAAGACACACAACUCCACGUAUUUGAUGCAACAACAUUGACUUGGUCACAGCCAGAAACCUGUGGGGAACCACCCCAACCCCGUCAUGGCCAUGUCAUGGUGGCAUUGGGGCCAAAGCUCUUUGUUCAUGGUGGUUUAGCAGGGGAUGAAUUCUUUGAUGAUCUGUAUUGCAUAGAUACAAAUGAUAUGAAAUGGGAGAAGUUAGAGACCACAGGGGAUAUCCCAUCAGGCUGUGCUGCCCAUUCGGCUGUGGCCAUGAGGAAACAUAUAUACAUCUUUGGAGGAAUGGCUCCCACAGGGGCAUUGGCUACAAUGUACCAAUACCACAUAGAAAAACAACACUGGAGCCUGCUUAAGUUUGAAACAUAUUCACCCCCUGGACGGCUGGAUCAUUCCAUGUGCAUCAUUCCUUGGCAUAUGUCUCCUGCCUCUGCAGAAGAUACAGGUGUAGACAAUGUCAGUAGCAACGUAGAGAAAGAAGGCUUAGCCGAUGAAAUUGUUAGAGAAGGUGAUGACUUAGAUGAGAAUAAGGCAGACAAAUUCCUGUGCUUAGUGUUUGGUGGGAUGAACACUGAAGGAGAGAUUUACGACUGUGUUGUAACACUGGUUGACUAAUAAAAUUCUUGUUUUCUUAAUACCUUUCAAAUUUUCUAUUUUAAGAAAUUGAAAGUGAACAACUGUUAGA